AUGAGAACACCCACAUCGCCGCCUUCAAAAUUCGGUGUCUUCGAUCCUCACGAGAAACCAGACCGAUACAACUUCAAGCCAAAACGGCAAGGCAUUAUUGGAAGAAUGAAGGAAUCUUGGAUGACUCAGUCCCAGAGGACGAGGUGGAUUAAGACCGCCGCUAUCGUCUUUGCGAUCGUUACCCUCUUCUACUUUAUCUCCCCCAAGGGUGUCGAAGUGUACAACGAAGUUACUCACCCUGCUCAGGGCAACCAGGCCAACAAUGGCCAGUCCCCCUCAGAUUCCACUUACGGCACCGAUCGUUGCACAAAGUCCUUCUCCAAGGACAAGCCUAUUGUCCAGUAUGUUCUUAUGAUCGACGCCGGCAGCACUGGUUCCCGAAUCCACGUCUACAAGUUCAACAACUGUGGUUCUACCCCCGAGCUCGAGCAUGAGGAGUUCAAGAUGACCGAGAAGGCGGUCGGUGGCCUCAGCAAGUACAACGGCGACCCUGUGGCCGCUGCAAAGAGUCUCGAUCCCCUUAUGCAGGUCGCCAUGGACACUGUUCCCAAGGCCCUCAAGGGUUGCACUCCCGUUGCCGUCAAGGCCACCGCUGGUCUCCGAAUGAUUGGCAAGGAAGCCUCCGAUACUAUUCUCGCCGAAGUCCGACGACACCUUGAACAGGACUAUCCCUUCCCCGUUGUUGACCAGGAGAAUGAGGGUGUUGUUAUCAUGGACGGUUCUCUCGAGGGUGUUUAUGCUUGGAUCACUACCAACUACCUCCUGGGCAAGAUCGGUGGCCCUGACCAUAGUGAGACAGCUGCCGUUUUCGAUCUUGGUGGUGGCUCUACUCAGAUUGUUUUCGAGCCUACUUUCAAGGGCGCUGCCGCCGGUGGAAUGCCCGAGAAGCUUGCUGCUGGCGACCACAAGUAUGACCUUGACUUUGGUGGUCGCCACUUCGAGCUUUACCAGCACUCUCACCUGGGCUACGGUCUGAUGGCCGCUCGCAAGACCAUCCACGAGACUCUUGUCAAGGAUAUUGCCAAGACAAAGGGUGAGGACAAGGCCUGGCUCAAGGAGCCCAUUGUCAACCCUUGCAUUGCCCCCGGAAUGACCAAGGCUGUCAAUGUUACGCUCGAUGGCAGCCAGGACCCAACCCUGGUUACCUUCACUGGUCCCUCUCAGCCUGCACCUGCUCAGUGCCGUAACUUGGCUGAGAAGAUUCUCAACAAGGACGAGACUUGUGCGCUUGCUCCUUGCUCUUUCAACGGCAUUCACCAGCCUCUGCUCUCCAAGACCUUCACCAAAGAGGACGUUUACAUCUUCUCCUACUUCUUUGAUCGUACCAAGCCCCUUGGUAUGCCCGACUCGUUCACUCUCCGUGAGAUGCAUGACCUUACCAACACUGUCUGCGCGGGAAAGACCGCUUGGGAUGUUUUCACCACUAUCCCCGAGGCUAUGGAGGAGUUGGAUGGCCGCCCUGAGUGGUGCUUGGACCUUAACUUCAUGAUGGCUCUCUUGCAUAGUGGCUACGAGAUGCCUAUUGACCGCGAGGUCAAGAUUGCCAAGAAGAUCAAGGGUAACGAGCUCGGCUGGUGCCUUGGUGCCAGUUUGCCUCUUCUUGCAAGCGGCUCCGGCUGGUCAUGCAAGGUCAACCAGAUCGCGUAA
This is a messenger RNA of Fusarium sp. VM40, 1647 nucleotides long. Lineage: Eukaryota; Fungi; Ascomycota; Sordariomycetes; Hypocreales; Nectriaceae. The record is from the annotation of a GenBank genome assembly.